AUGAAGUUUAGUAAAUUAUUAAUAUCCUUUUUAAAGGAGACCCUCAGACUGUAUCCUGCUGUGCCAAUCUUCGGAAGACAAGUCGAAGAAGAUACCACCAUUUGCGGAUAUACCUUACCCAAAGGAGCAUCUUGCUUUAUCUUAAGUUACUUCUUACACAGAGACGAAGACGUAUUUCCCGAUCCAGAAAAGUUUGAUCCAAAUCGGUUUUCACCAGAAAAUGCCAUAAAAAUACCUGAGUAUGCCUAUAUACCUUUUUCUGCUGGUCCAAGAAAUUGCAUUGGGUACAGAUUCGCAACAAUGGAAGUUAAGAUUCUUCUUGCAACUAUCUUGAGAAAUUUCACUGUUGAAUCUUUAGAAGAAAGGGACAAAGUGCUACCAGUAAUGCAAAUUGCAUUACAUCCCUCAUCACCAGUUUAUGUCAAAUUUAGAUCACGGUCAACACAGGAGAUUUAAAGAUCAUUGUAUUGCUUAUCUGUGAAAAAAAUGUAGAAUAAAAUAAGGAUUUCUUUUUGUCUCACAUAAAUAUAUAAUGAAAGCAAAAAUGUUUAAACUUACUCUACCUUCAUAUGAGUGAGUUAAAUUUUUAUCAUAAUUCUUUAAACUG
This is a messenger RNA of Argiope bruennichi, 607 nucleotides long. RefSeq names its product cytochrome P450 4V2-like. The transcript has 4 exons. NCBI's taxonomy places the organism in Eukaryota, Metazoa, Arthropoda, Arachnida, Araneae, Araneidae. Gene Ontology annotation, molecular function: monooxygenase activity; iron ion binding; oxidoreductase activity, acting on paired donors, with incorporation or reduction of molecular oxygen. The record is from RefSeq and is a predicted model, not a curated record. The coding region runs from base 1 to 456 and encodes 151 amino acids.